This is a messenger RNA of Cryptococcus deneoformans JEC21, 1220 nucleotides long. RefSeq lists its product as hypothetical. The transcript has 4 exons. The record is from RefSeq and is a predicted model, not a curated record. Gene Ontology annotation, molecular function: RNA binding. Bases 74 to 1033 code for a protein of 319 amino acids. NCBI's taxonomy places the organism in Eukaryota, Fungi, Basidiomycota, Tremellomycetes, Tremellales, Cryptococcaceae.
CCAAAUAGUGAUACGAAAAUCUGCUCAAGACACUCUCACUUACUCCCAUCAUCCGAGACCUAUUCUUCCCAACAUGUCUGAAACUCUAACAAAAAAGCAACAGAAAGCAGCCGCUUUCAGGUCCAAGCAAAAGGCAAAGAAAGCGGGCGUUGAGGCCCCUCCUGAUCUCCCGGAAGAAGAUGUUGUUGAGGAUGCCGAAGCUGCCGAGGAAGAACAGGUUCUUGAUCAAGCUACCAAAAAGAGGAAGAGAAAUGUUGAAGAUGAGAACGCCGAAAAUGUCGUUACAGUAGAAGAGAGUGAAGUUAGUAUCAAACCCAAGGAUCAUGAAAAGAAGAAGAGAAAGACGGCUUGGGACGAAGAGGGAGAUGGAGAAAGCGAAGGGAAGAAAGGAAAAGGGAAGAAGGAUGCUAAACAACGGUUCAUUCUUUUUGUUGGAAAUCUUAGCUUCAAGACGACCAAAGAAGAAAUACAAAAACAUUUUGAACCUGCCGCCGGCCAAUUGCCAUCUGUACGACUUCUUACGACGAAAGCAACACCGACUCAAGCCGCCAAGUCAAGAGGCAUUGCUUUUCUUGAGCUUCCUUCCUCCACUGUCCUUCAAGCCUGUCUUAAACUUCAUCAUUCAGAGCUCAAAGGUCGAACGAUCAAUGUGGAGCUUACUGCUGGCGGUGGUGGAUCAAGUGAGGAUAGGAAGAAGAAGAUUCAGGAAAGGAAUCAGCGAGUAGGCGGACAGAGAGAGAGAAGGGCCGAAAGGGAGAAAGAAACGGGCGGUGGAGAAGAAAAUGACGCCUUUGAGGGACAGCCAAGUGGACAGAAAGGUGAUGACGAGAAGAAGGCCAAGAUGCGAGGAGGCAGAAGGGUCAAGGCUAAGACCUCUAACGCUGUGGCUCCUGUUCCAUCAACUGCGCGUCAUCAAAGCUCAAAUUCUUUUGCCCCCUCAAGACCCCCUACAAAAGAGUAUUCCGGUGGCAAAUUUCAGAAAAAAAGGUGGGAACCCACCGGAGCCAAUUCCAUAUCGGUUGGGCAAAAGUAGCAGUAUUUAUAUUUUAAAUGUUAUCAUACUCAUCUUCUUUUUCCAUGCGUACCUCAGCGUGUGCUUCACGCAAUCAAUGCAUAACCCAGCCCAGACUAUUAUGUCCAAAUUCUGUACUUGUAUGUAUAACUCUUGUUGCGCAAGUCUUCUAUAGCGCUUGAGACUUCAAUCUAGCGCUCGACAUUCA